This is a messenger RNA of Neopelma chrysocephalum (saffron-crested tyrant-manakin), 4744 nucleotides long. It is a transcript of the gene RAB31, whose product is annotated as RAB31, member RAS oncogene family. Lineage: Eukaryota; Metazoa; Chordata; Aves; Passeriformes; Pipridae. The record is from RefSeq and is a predicted model, not a curated record. Gene Ontology annotation, molecular function: GTP binding; GTPase activity. Bases 55 to 642 code for a protein of 195 amino acids. The transcript has 7 exons.
GCAGUGCGGAGCGGCGGCGCGCUGGGGCAUGCGGAGCGGCCGGGCCCCGCGCAGAUGAUGGCGAUACGCGAGCUCAAAGUGUGUCUGCUUGGAGAUACUGGGGUUGGGAAAUCGAGCAUUGUUUGUCGAUUUGUCCAGGACCACUUUGAUCAUAAUAUUAGUCCUACUAUUGGAGCAUCCUUCAUGACUAAAACUGUGCCAUGUGGGAAUGAGCUUCAUAAAUUUCUGAUCUGGGACACAGCUGGUCAGGAACGGUUUCAUUCCUUGGCUCCAAUGUACUACCGAGGUUCAGCAGCAGCCGUGAUAGUUUAUGAUAUCACCAAACAGGAUUCAUUUCAUACUUUGAAGAAAUGGGUGAAAGAACUAAAAGAACAUGGUCCUGAAAACAUUGUAAUGGCCAUUGCUGGAAACAAAUGUGAUCUUUCUGAUAUCAGGGAGGUUCCUAUGAAGGAUGCCAAAGAAUAUGCAGAAUCUAUAGGUGCAAUUGUUGUUGAAACCAGUGCAAAGAAUGCUGUUAAUAUUGAAGAACUUUUUCAAGGAAUAAGUCGGCAAAUUCCACCCUUAGAUCCUCAUGAAAACAGUAACAAUGGAGCAAUCAAACUUGGAAAGCAAACUUCACAGACGGGUAGGCGGUGCUGCUGACCCAACUUGAUCUUUUUAGAUUUACUUGAAAAACAGCACCAUUUGCCUUUUUUUUUCACUGAGAAAGGACUUAGUGAUCUCAGUGACGUGGCUCCUUAUCUUGAAAGCAGUAAUUUCAAUACUUCCCAUGAGCAAUAACGCAAGGACCAGAAGCAGAAGGCUUGACUUCAAAGGGAUUUUGCAAAACCCAGUUGGAAAAUCCUCUCUAAUAUCCUGUCAAAAUUACAAUGUCAGAGUACUCCAACUCUCUGUUUAAACCAAUGACUGAGGGGGUUUUUUAAUAAAAAGAUUGGUUUAUAUAUAAAAUUUAGGUUUGCUGCAAAAACUUAUCUUUUACAUUGCAAAGUGGACUUGGCAUGUUUUUAGAGUUUUCUCUGUAAUAAUAGGGUGAAAAAGACCCACCAUAAAACCUGAUUUGCUUUUUUUUAUGGCUUCACUGCCAUCUUUUUAGCUGGACUCUGCUUCACUAUUUUUGUAAAUCUGCAGCUUCAUCUCACACUUUCAGUAAACAUUAGCAAGAAAUAAACUGAAUUUGCUAACUGAAGAAAAAAAAUGGAUCCAAAGGAUGAGUGAAUGCAGUUUUUAGACUAGAGGUCAAAAUCUGUGUCAGGAGGUGCUGUGUAUGUGAAAGAAGGAGUUGUCAUGAAGGAAGCUGCUGGACCCCAUACAUUUCGAGUGUGCUCCAGAAGGAAGUGAAAAUGCAGCCACUGUGCGAUGACUGGAAUGAUUCCCUGUGCAGGGUGUAGGCUUCAUUAAUUACUGAAAAUGUAGAAAGAAUGUAAAUACAGGCUUAAUCUCCACUACGUACCAGGUUUCCUCCAAAUCUGUGCCCCAGACCAAAGUUGUCUCUGUUCAAAGUUGCCUAUUCCUUGGUUUCUAAAAGAGGAUGCCACAGUGCCUCAUUCCACAUGGUCUCGCUGCUGUGCUCCAAGAGACCUUCAAGUUCAGAGAAGGAUAUUUCUGUACAAAAACUGCUUAAGAGAGCACAAUAUAAUUUGGGGUUAGAGGCUGGAAUCUAAUAAAACAAACCUGAAUGUUUGUUUACAAAUGUAAUUCUGUGAAUUUGUGGAGUAGUCUUCUCAUUUGUGAUGUGGAAGACCCACUGUGUGAUAUCUUUGAAGCAUGAUGCACUUGAAAAUGCAGUGUAGGAAAAAAAUCCUACAGAUGGUUAUGAACUGGUAAUAAUGUAAAACUGUAUGCGUUUUUCACUUCCAUCUUUUAUGAAUUUGUGUGACUGAGAUGAUAAAAUCCAAAUGUAUCUUCUUCAUCAAUUUCAUUGGAAAUGGGAAUUAGGGUAAGAAAUGCCAGCUUCAAAACCAGAGCCCAGCCUGCAUUCCACAACAUUAAUUUAUUCUCUUAUGAGGAAAAUUAUCGUCACUGCACAUUUUGGGGGGAACUUAUGAAAAGCAAACAAAAAGGAAAAACAGCUUGGCACAAUAAAUCAUGAACUGGCAGGCUAAGAGCGUGGUUUCCGUGUUUAUACAUAAAAAGCAGAUCUUAUUGGCUGGUUGUUAGAUUGCUUUGAUAAAAUGUCACUAAUUAUUAGGACUUGAAACAGAGCCAGAUAAAAUCAACAGGAACAUUUUGUCUCCAGAGGGCUUGGAAUAGUUAUAGGUGGGAAAUGUCCCUCUGGAUUUUAUCUAAGAAUCUAAACUGCAUUGUUUUUCACAUAUAAUCCAUUUCUCCCAUAUUUUGGCCUCCUUUGAAAGCACUCAUACUUGAAAAUAUGCCCUUGGAUAUUUUGGGUAAACUUUCAGUUGUCACCUGUGCUGAUAUAUGAUCCAUGUCUCUGACUCAUUGCAGCAACUAUUUUACUGAUAAUCCCGGGUUAUUUAAGUGAAAAUUCAGCAAUCAUCAUUGUUGAUAGCUGGGGAGAGAGACAGGCUCCUUUAGGGAACAUUUAAUCCCUUCUUGGUACAAGCAAGUCUUCCAGUGGUGCCUGACUCUUUCACCUGGCUGUGGAGGGAGAGCUUAACCUGGCCUUCAGCACUAAAGAAAUAUCAAACUUACCAGCAUCCCAAAUUCAUACAAUUUAUGGGCUCUAUGACCCAAUGCUGCAAGAGAUCUGGUUCCUCCUAAGUAAAACCCAGUAAAAGGCUAGACCUUUUACCCAGGAAACAAGGUGAGAUUGAACCCAUGUUUUUAAAGAUGUCAUAGAUUUUAGUUCAACGUAUAGCACUAACGCAUAACUGAUUUUUUAGCUUUUGUAAAUCAUUGUAACAUUUUUUUUAACGUGGCAUCUCAAAACUUACUAAAUCCUAAUUGAGAUGUCUGAAAGCUUUGUAAGACAAUUCUGCAAAUACCUUGUAUAACUUAUGCUAGAACUGGCAAAUGAUUCUGAUCUGCAUGGGAUGUUGUCCUGAAGUGCUGGCUCUCACAGCUGCCAUUGAGCAGAAUGUGAAUCAGAACAUAUUUAUUAAUUAUAUGUUAAAAUAGUUUAAAAUUGGAAGUUUUUAACAGUGAAUGGCAGAUUUUUAAAAUUUGAAUGCUAAGUAGGCUCAAGAUGUUUUUGCAUUUGGUGAGUCAAAUCUAAAUCACCUUAUUCUACUUUUAGUCAAGAAAAAGAUUUAAAUGAAUAAGUAUUCUGACUGUGUAAGUUCUUGAUAUUUGGUUUACCGUGAGCUUGAGCAGGGAAGUCUGAAGUCACAGGUGAAAAAAUAACAGGCCACUGUGCUAUGCAGAGCAUCUCUCAUUUUCUCUGGACAGAGGGCUCACCUUCAAUGAUGAUGUUGCCUCUCUGCUGUUCGUCAAAGCUAAAGUGCAGCUUUCACACGCCUCUUGAAAUGGGAUUUGUUAUAAAAGUUGUGAUUUUCAAAUGUAAAAUCAAUGAUUUCUGCUUUCUUUUGUUGCCUAUGUUGCUUGGAAAGUACCACUACCAUUCAUAAACAGCCAGAAAAAUGGCAUAGAAAAAUCCCCCAAUCUCGGAGUCAAAAGUUUCAGCAGCAACUGGAAUUCCUCUUAGUAGUUAAUGGCUGGUGAAAAGUUAAAUUACUGUACGGGAGCACCUGACUGUAGCUGAUCAUCUGUAAUAAUAGGAAUAAUAGUAAUAUCAAUGCUGCCUUUCUAGGUUAACCAGCUGGUGCUGGGUUUGUCCAAGAUUUGUUUUCUCAAGAGAUCUGGCAGCAGGACUAAGGCACAGGCCGUGGUGCUAAGGAUAUUUGGUGGAGCUUAUUUGCACCAUGACUCGAGACUGUGACUGUCCAGUUGUGGGUGACUUGCUUUUCUGGCUUGUUGUGAGCUAGUUUAAAGACAGAAUUAUGAAGGAACUGGUUUUCAUAUAUGCUCCGCAUAUGUGUGUGUAUAUAAGUAUGGUUUUAUAUUGUUGUGCUGACAUGUAGUGUUUUUUCACUAUGUCUGGUUCUCAUAUACUGCACAUUGUACUCUGUAAGUACAUUUUUUUGUUAAUGAUCAUUUCACCUUUAUGGAUUUAAAGUUGCAGAUCAAAGGUAGCAAGGAGAUAGGUACACAUAGGUACAAUUGUUGACUUGCCAUUCUUAUGCAUGAAAAUGGCAUAUUAUAGAAAAAGUUUGUCUUGCAGACUAAGAAAUCUAAAAAAGGCCAUUAUUAUUCAAGAAUUGGGAUUCUGAAGUAAUAAAGUGACACUCAAAAAAAAAAAGGAAAAAACAAUUUUUGUUCAUGGUACAGCAUGUCUAUCUGAAAUGCUGCAGUGUAACGUGGGUCUGUAUCGAUACCUAGAAAAGUUACCUGUCAUCCCAUGUCUUCUCUAAUCCUUCACGGCACACGGUAAUAAGCAUGACUAGAUAGAUUACAUGUGUAAGCAUUCUGACGAUAAUUAGACUGUCUUAAUACAGUGAUACAUUUUACUAUCCUACCCUUAAUUAUUUAAACCAGAGUCAGUGAUAAACUGUCAGUUUAAAAUCACCUGCUAAGUAUUCUUCCUCUGUUUUGUUUAUAUAAGGGCUUUGACUGGGCUGGACCCACUCGCUUCAUGUAUGGGAUGCUGCAAUCUGUUAAUACUUUACCUUUUGUUUUACAUAUUAAUUGUAUCAUACCUAAUAUUAUUUUUUGCCCUAAAAUGUAGUUUUGGUGUUUUAUUUAACCUACAAUGAUUAACAAUAAUAAAUGUUUUAAAUGCCUCUGA